Anopheles cruzii is the source of this 3165-nucleotide messenger RNA. It is a transcript of the gene WDY, whose product is annotated as WD repeat-containing protein on Y chromosome. The record is from RefSeq and is a predicted model, not a curated record. The coding region runs from base 1 to 3165 and encodes 1054 amino acids. Gene Ontology annotation, molecular function: protein binding. Lineage: Eukaryota; Metazoa; Arthropoda; Insecta; Diptera; Culicidae. The transcript is spliced from 3 exons.
AUGGCGGCCCGUUUCUCUUCGGUUCCGGUGGACCAGGUGAUCCACCGUGCGAUUUCGGUUAGGCAAAUAGAAUUUCUGCACACCACCUUCCUAGUACGGGCUGGCCGACUAACACGCUCGGAGCUUCGAGAAGUUCUCGCCACCAUCGGAUUGCGGUACACCGAUGAGCAGUAUCGAACGUUAUUCCUGCAGAUAAACACCGAUCAUGAUGAAUUUUGCCAGUGGGACGAGCUGCUCAGUUACCUGAUUCUGGGUUUCCAGGACGACGAUCCUUUGGCCGUGAAGCAAUCGCUCGAUCUACCCAUUGCCGGCGAUCUUGAGGUGAAAUUGGGCCGUCAGGUGUACACGAUCGUGAAGAUCGACUUUUGUCCCAUGGUGUACUACGACGGAAGCAUCAGCUGGUCUCAAGGACACUGGGUAACAACGUCCAGGGAGGGGAUUAUCAAUUUCUGGACCAAAAAUUGGAAGCUUUGGCUCAAAGCUCGCUCGGUCCCGUCGCGCUUGAAACGAUCGAAAACCUGGGUCCUGGACGCGGUAUCGCUACCCGAUCAGCGUUCGUUUUGCGUUGCAAGUUUAGAGUGUGAGCUACGGUUCUACAACGUCGUGGCGGGUUCGUUCACGUUAAAAACGGUCAUCGAGCAAUUGCCCCAUCCGAUCAGUGCUCUGGACUAUCGUUACGGACGGGACGAACCAAGCAGGCUCUUCGUUGGAGAUUAUGAAGGACAUGUGGCGGUGUUGGAAUUACAUCCCGAACGAAAGGCAACGAUGUCGGGCGAGUCCUUCUCGGUGGUUACAUGGGUCCGGUGGGUCGAUUUACUGGCCGGGAAGUAUCCUCCGGUGGACGGCAUUCAUUUUGGGCGUUUGCUAGUGGAUCAAGUGCGAUCGGUGCGAUAUGUUGAAAGUUUAAAGAGUUUCAUCGCAGCCUCCGAGGAGAAUCCACUAACAUCGGUCACCACAUCGAAAGGACCAAAGCAUCCGGCUGUCCCUCUUCCCACUAUAACGAUACAGUCGUUGGAAAACCGCGCGUCAAGGAUCGACUUUUACGUGCCACGCGGAGUGACGUGUUUUGCGUUCGAGUCUACCAAGGAGCUACUGGUGUCCGGUGGUCCGGACUGUGAUCUACGUUUGUGGGACAUUCGGCGUCCAGAGAAACCGUCGGCCGUUCUGAUUGGCCACACGGCAAGCAUUGUGUUCGUGUUCGUCCAGGAUGCUGGGGAGAAAAUCUACAGCCUCGACCAGAAACGUAACGUAAAAGUGUGGGACACGCGGAAUCGGGUGUUGCUGCAAACGUUUAGCCAACAGGCCACUACGCUCGCGAAAGGGCUGCCGGUGUGUGCGUACUACGACGACCGUGAGCGGCAGCUGGCGAUGGCCAGCAAUAAGUUGGUACUGGUAGCUUGCUGUCCCGAGAUUCCGCUCGACCGCACCGACGGUGAGAGUCACACUCGUCCCGUUUCGGUCCUACUGUACAAUGGCCUCUACAAGCUAGUCGUUAGCUGUGGGCUCGAUAGCUUCAUCAUCACGUGGGAUCAUCGGAUGAACCGGAAGAUGAGCAUCAUCACCGAGGCGCACACCCAAAUCCGCAACGGCUCACCGGAACCGGUCGAGAUUACGGCCGGGUGUUUCGAUGGUAAGCAACAGCUGCUGGUGACCGGAGCCCGUGAUGGGUCGUUGAAGGUGUGGAACCUUAGCGGGCGCACCUGCAUGCGCACGAUGCACAUCGAGGAGGACUGCGAAGUGACGGCCAUCUUCUGGAUCGCCAAUCGCAUUCUGGCGAUGGGCUGGAACCAUCGAGUGGUGGAGUUUGCUGCUGCCAGCGAUGCGAAAGACGAAUACCCGAAUGGUUUGCCGUGGCGGAAGCUACACUCGGACGAUGUGCUUUGUGCCGCCGUUAGUACCUCGGUACCGGGCGCGUUGGCCACCUGUAGCUACGCCGGAGAGCUUGUGCUGUGGAUGCUGGAAACGGGACAACCGUAUCGCCGCUAUAACGCUGCCAAUCCUCGCGCGCGUGUGCCGAUUGCGUUGCGUCCGCAGGGGAUUGGCGAAUCCGACAACGAGAGACUGAAAGUGCGCCGAAGAUCCACCAUUCGACGAUCGUUGUUUCAGGCGUCGAUGGAUCGGGCGACGGACCGACGGCUGUCCAGGAUCGUGAUGCCAUCAGGGUUGGAGCAAAUGCGACGGCUUGCGAUUCAGGUGUUAAUGUUUCUACCGAGUCGCCCAAUGGCUCCGAACUACGGCACGCUGUUGGGUUCGCUCGAUACGGGAAUGGUGCAAGUUUGGUCCCACCAUCCGGACGGAGGUUACCGGGGUGCGUUCAGUGCGAUUCACAUGGCAGGGGAUCGGGUUUUGGCGAUGGCAAGCGAUUUCUCGAACCGCUUCCUCUUCACCGGCACGGCACUCGGUUACAUCAAGACGUGGUACAUUGAAAAUUGUUGGAUUCCCGAUGAAGAUAAAUUCAAAGUGAACAAACCGUCGCUACGGAUUCUGUUUCCGUUCCUCCUCGACGAUGUGAUACCGGGGCGUGCCAAGCGAUCGGCCCGUUCGCAACCGAAACCGUGGUUGUUGAACUCGUACCAAGCGCACCGUAGCUGCGUUACCAAACUGGUAUAUUUGGAUCGCAGCGAGUUGCUGCUCAGCUCAAGCAGUGACCGUACGGUACGGUUGUGGACACUGGCCGGCCGCUACAUCGGUCUGCUGGGCAGCCCGGUAAACUGGGAACCUUUAGGUGUGGACCUUCCUCCGGUCCCCAGUUUCCGGUUCCGCAUUCCACCCGAUCUGCAGCGCGAGGUGAGCUUCACCACGGCGAAGGUGUUGCGUGGCGCAAAGGACUACCAGCGACAGUUUCAACACGCAUCGCUCGGUCUGGAACGAUCGCGGAAGUACUUGCCCGGCAUCGAAACGUACGGAGCACCGCUACGGGAGCCGAUUGUGAACCGGAGCGUCCUGAAACCACCGGCCCGGGAGCCAAUGUUGGCCUCGAUUAAACUCGAGCGGACAUUUCCUUCGCUUCCGGUGUACGGCCACAUGGUAGAGUUUCCGGUGAAACCGCUGACCGUUAGCCUGCAGCUGAACGAUAUUCUGGAACGCACGAGAAGACUGCAAUUCAACCAGGUGUCGGACACGGAAAUGGACACCGAAUGGGACACCGAUACCGCGCACGGAUAA